UUCGGCUUCUGCAGAAACUUCGCUCCUGGGUGGAAAAGGGGCGGGCCCGCAGAAGCCGCGCAGGCGCACGGCAGCCGCUGCAAUGGCGGUGCCGGGCUCCUUGAAUAGGUAUCUGCUGCUCAUGGCACAGGAGCAUCUGGAGUUCCGCCUGCCGGAAAUAAAGUCUUUACUAUCACUUUUUGGAGGCCAGUUCAUUAACAGUCAGGAAACUUAUGGAAAGUCUCCAUUUUGGAUUCUUAACAUUCCCUCUGAAGAUAUUGCCAGAAACUUAAUGAAACGGACAGUGUGUGCCAAGUCUAUAUUUGAACUAUGGGGUCAUGGAAAAUCUCCCGAGGAGCUGUAUACUUCUCUUAAAAAUUACCCUGUGGAGAAGAUGGUUCCAUUUCUACAUUCAGAGUCUACGUAUAAAAUAAAGAUUCAUACAUUUAAUAAAACAUUGACUCAAGAAGAAAAAGUCAAACGAAUAGAUGCCCUUGAAUUUCUGCCAUUUGAAGGAAAAGUGAACCUAAAGAAACCACAGCAUGUAUUCUCUGUUUUGGAGGACUAUGGUUUGGACCCAAAUCGCAUCCCUGAGAAUCCACAUAAUAUUUAUUUUGGUAGAUGGAUUGCAGAUGGGCAAAGAGAGCUAAUUGAGUCAUAUAGUGUCAAAAAGAGACAUUUUAUUGGAAAUACAAGUAUGGAUGCUGGCUUAUCGUUCAUCAUGGCCAACCAUGCAAAAGUGAAAGAAAAUGAUGUUGUCUUUGAUCCAUUUGUUGGAACAGGUGGGCUCCUGAUUGCGUCUGCUCACUUUGGCGCUUAUGUGUGUGGGACGGACAUCGACUACAACACGGUUCAUGGCUUGGGAAAAGCUAGUAGAAAAAACCAGAAAUGGCGAGGACCAGAUGAAAACAUCAGGGCAAAUCUUCGUCAAUAUGGCUUAGAGAAGUUUUAUCUUGAUGUCUUGGUUUCAGAUGCCUCCAAGCCUUCCUGGAGGAAGGGAACGUAUUUUGAUGCAAUCAUCACAGAUCCUCCAUAUGGUAUCAGAGAAUCUACAAGAAGGUCAGGUUCACAGAAGGAAAUACCAAAGGGAAUAGAAAAGUGUCCAGAAAGCCACGUUCCUGUCUCCUUGAGUUAUCAUCUGAGUGAUAUGUUUUUUGACCUGUUAAACUUUGCAGCUGAGACCCUCGUACUGGGUGGAAGACUAGUCUAUUGGUUACCAGUAUAUACACCAGAGUACACUGAAGAGAUGGUGCCCUGGCACCCUUGCAUGAAACUUAUUAGCAAUUGUGAGCAGAAGCUUUCCAGUCACACAGCAAGGCGCUUGAUCACAAUGGAAAAGGUGAAGGAAUUUGAGGACCGGGACCAGUAUUCACACUUGCUGAGUGACCAUUUUCUACCAUACCAAGGUCAUAAUUCCUUUCGUGAGAAAUAUUUUAGUGGUGUGACAAAAAGAAUUGCCAAGGAAGAAAAAUCCAGCCAAGAAUGAAAAUCAUGACGUUGACAAUCAAGAAAGAAUAGCGUUUUAUAGAAACUACCUGUGCUGUUUAAAAUUUUUAUAUAAAUAACUAUAAAUCAAAAUUGAAUAAUUCAAAUGAUCUUUGCUUUAGAGACUAUUUUGAUGUGUCUUUUGAACCUGGUUAAGUUCAGGGACUGAUACAUAUAGAUGGAGUCUGUGUUUAUAUUUUUACAGAGAAAAUAUUGUUAACUUUUAAGCCAUAUUUGCCAGGUAUAUAGUAAGCAAUUAAUAGUCCUUUAGAAUAUUUUCAUUUUGUAAAUUUGCUUGGCUUGGUUUUUAGUUGUAGCUGUUUUUCAUUGCCAUCAAUAAACUUUACUGAGAAUUUCUAAAAGUUGUGUAGUACUCAGUAUUGCUCAUCUCAUCUCAUGGACAGCUUUGUGGAAAAUGAGUCCAUACAGGUCAGAACAACAGGGGCCAUGCUACUGGGAGGGAGGCUAAGGCCUGAGAACUGUGGAGAUUCCAGCCUCAUGCCUCCAAGGGCCUGUGCAUCUGCACCGUGCCCGCACUGUGGUGUGCUCUCAAAUUCCUGAAACUUAACUGUUGGUCAAGUUAACUAACUACUCCCAAAUUUCAGUUUAGCAACUAACUGAUGGUUAAAAGCGGGAGCAACAACAGCUCAAGACCCCGAUGGACCCCUAAUGGUAUUAGGCCUAAUUAGUACUCUUUGAAACAGAAGCUCUGUUUUUCUUGAAGGGAAACUUUGCUGAGUCUACAUUGUGUCCAUCCUGGAAAUAUCUUCCUUGAAAACCACUGUACCCAUUAAUUCUAGAUGCUAAUAGCUUUCUGCUUUUGGUGGUCAAAUGUACCUCAGCAGGGCGGCAGUAAAUGGAUACUUUCUCUCUAACCAAAGCCUAUUUUUAUUUGUGUUAUUAUUAUUAUUAUUAUUCUCUGACUGUGACUGCUGAGUUUUAUGAACUCAGUAUUAACUUACAUGACUUAGGAGCUGCCGAAGACCAAGGCUACGGGUGGAGGUCAGCGUUCCACCGCCUCCUACUUGUCUUACAGUGCAGUCCUGGAUUUCAGGGCGUCUAAAACCUUUCCUGAUUGGUUUGUUUGGGUUUCUGGAUGUUAUCUGUGGUACUCUGGGGAAAAUCUAAAAGUAUUCAGGGAUGAUUUAUUGGCAGUAUUUCUGUUAUAUGCCGUCUUGUUUUUAAGUUUUUGAGGUUAUGUGGGGGA
Molecule: messenger RNA, 2671 nt
Organism: Alexandromys fortis (reed vole)
Lineage: Eukaryota; Metazoa; Chordata; Mammalia; Rodentia; Cricetidae
Gene: Trmt11
Product: tRNA methyltransferase 11 homolog
Exons: 13
Coding region: 83-1465 (460 amino acids)
Biological process (GO): methylation
Cellular component (GO): cytoplasm
Molecular function (GO): nucleic acid binding; methyltransferase activity
Source: RefSeq, a predicted model, not a curated record